This is a messenger RNA of Colletotrichum higginsianum IMI 349063, 621 nucleotides long. RefSeq lists its product as uncharacterized. Lineage: Eukaryota; Fungi; Ascomycota; Sordariomycetes; Glomerellales; Glomerellaceae. The record is from RefSeq and is a predicted model, not a curated record. The transcript is spliced from 2 exons. The coding region runs from base 1 to 621 and encodes 206 amino acids.
AUGUCUGCUCCCCCCUCCGCCGGCGUCACUGAGCGCAUGAUCAUCCCCGUCAAGGGAACCAAGGAGGACUGGAAAGAGCCCCUCAAGGCUUACCUCCUCGCUCUGAAGCAGCAAGACGGCUACCUCCGUACUCGUUGGGGCCCUUGGUCAGAGAACGAGCAGAUCCUGGACCUUAUUUCCGGCUGGAAGUCAAAGGAGGCGCACGACAAGUUCUUCGCCUCGUCCGAGUGCGCGGAAGUGAUGGGCAACUUCAAAAAGGUCAUGACCGGCCCCGUCAAGUCCUACUUCAUCAAGUUCGUGCCCUACGCGCCCCGGGCGGCGAUCGACUCCCCCAUCGCCGAGUGCAUCACCAUCAGCGGCGCGACCAUGACCGAGGACGAGAUGAGGGCCCAGAUCGACAAGGCGCGGGCCGCGGACGGCCUCAACGACCUCGCCAGCGGCUUCUCCGUCGACGAGGUCGACGGCGGCAGGGUCUUCGUCGCGGCGCUGGGCUGGGAGAGCGUGGAGAAGAGCAGGGCGGCCGACAAGUCGGCCUACAUCCCGGCUACGGGCAAGGUUGAGACGCACCACGUCAACUUUCACUACCCGGUGAAGGGCUUCUCUGUUACCAACACGCACUAG